Zasmidium cellare ATCC 36951 is the source of this 2454-nucleotide messenger RNA. RefSeq names its product glycoside hydrolase family 63 protein. Gene Ontology annotation, cellular component: endoplasmic reticulum membrane. The coding region runs from base 1 to 2454 and encodes 817 amino acids. The transcript has 3 exons. NCBI's taxonomy places the organism in Eukaryota, Fungi, Ascomycota, Dothideomycetes, Mycosphaerellales, Mycosphaerellaceae. Gene Ontology annotation, molecular function: Glc3Man9GlcNAc2 oligosaccharide glucosidase activity. The record is from RefSeq and is a predicted model, not a curated record. Gene Ontology annotation, biological process: protein N-linked glycosylation; oligosaccharide metabolic process.
AUGGGAAACCUUUGGAGCUUCGGUGCUCUGCUUGUCGCUGGGCUUGCGGCAGUUGCAGCAGCAGAUGACAGCUCCGUCUUCUCGAAAGCAUCAAACGACAGCUUGCUCUGGGGCCCGUACCGACCCAACCUUUACUUCGGCGUUCGACCUCGAUUACCAAAAAGUGUGCUCACUGGAUUGCUAUGGUCUCGUGUCGAAGACUUCGUUUCCGUCCAGGGCAAUACUCGAUAUACGUGCGAGCAACAUGAAGGAAUGGCAGGAUAUGGCUGGGAUGCCUACGAUGCAAGAACGGGUGGUGUACAAGUCGUACAUGAUAAGGGCAAUGGUCUAGACUUGGAGACGAGCUUCGUCAAGUUUGAUGAGGGAAGAGGAGGCUGGGGUGCAAGAAUAAAGGGCACUCCAAGAGACGACGUUGAGCCUGUGCCAAAUGUUCAGUACGCCAAUGGAGGUGACAACUUGAAAACGGCUGUGUGGUUCACUGUGGGUGCUGAAGGCCUUGGGAGCGUACAACCGCAAGAUGCAGAAGCAGCUGAGGAGUCUGGCUACACUGAGGAUGUGAUACUUGAUGGCCAGACGAGUGAUCUCGGUGACUUCAAGAUCACAAUCACAGAGUCGAAAGAGAACAGCCACCCUACCACAUCACAUCCUUCGUAUCAGAACAAGCCAUUAGACCACACCUUUGUGCAUUCUAUCCAGACCCCAGAAGAAGCUCUCUGGCAAGCCAAGGCCCUUCUCUUCAGCUCCAUGAAGUCUUCCAUUGAUGAAUACAUUGAGGAAUACACCCAAGAGAAGAUGCCCCCGCCAUGGCAGACAUACACGAUCCAGAACUUGCCAGGUCAAGGCAACUUCCACAUGAUUCAGAAAGUCUUUGAGGGACCCUUCGAGUUCGACAUCCUAUUCACACCCGCUUCAUCUACCCCGAAGAAGUCCGAAGAUCUGACCAAUGCGAUCAAAGCUGUCACGAAGUCGUUCGAUGAGAAGUAUCUGGAAGUGCACAAGCCCCUGGCACCAUUCAAAGACAACAAGUAUCUGGGCUUCAGCAAGUCUCUCUUCAGCAAUUUGUACGGCGGUAUUGGUUACUUCUAUGGCGACCAGGUCAUCGACCGAUCUUAUGCUCCCGAGUACGAAGAGGAGAAUGAAGGCUUCUGGCAAGAAGCUGAGGAAGCUCGAGGACGCAACCAGCAGAAGCUCGAAGGACCGUACGAGCUUUACACCUCGAUCCCGUCGAGGCCAUUCUUCCCACGUGGGUUCCUUUGGGACGAGGGUUUCCAUCUCUUGCCGAUCUUGGACUGGGACGCUGAGGUGGUUAUGCAAAUCUUGAGCUCGUGGUUCAACACGAUGGAUGAGGACGGCUGGAUACCACGAGAGCAGAUCUUGGGGCAUGAAGCACGUAGCAAGGUGCCACAAGAGUUCCAAGUUCAGUACCCGCACUAUGCGAACCCGCCAACUCUCUUCAUGGUGAUCGAGGCUCUACUGGACAAGAUUGAAGGCAAGGCCGGGUCUGGUGCAGCUCUGAGCCAGCAGACAUUGGGUAACAUCGCUGGCAACGUGCUUGCAACACCUGACUCUGUCAAGGCGUGGUUGAAGCAGCUGUACCCGCUUCUGCAACGCAACUUCGACUGGUACCGGCGCACGCAGUGGGGAGAUCUGAAGUGCUAUGACAGAGAAGCGUUCAGCUCGAAGGAGGCGUACCGAUGGCGUGGCAGGACUCCCCGACACAUUCUCACUUCUGGACUUGACGACUACCCGCGUGCGCAACCGCCUCACCCUGGCGAGCUUCAUGUCGAUCUCAUGAGCUGGAUGGGGUUGAUGAGUCGCAACAUCCACCGGGUUGCUAGCUUCCUGGGCGAGAGUGACGACGAAGCUAAGUACGCGAAGAUUGCAGAAGCGAUUCGACGCAAUGUGGACGAUCUGCAUUGGUCAAAAGAGCACAAGACUUACUGCGACGCAACUGUUGAUGAUUACGAGGAAAGCGUGCACGUGUGCCACAAGGGCUACAUUAGCUUGUUCCCCUUCAUGUCUGGGCUUGUAGCGUCCGACAAUCCCCAUCUCAAGGACGUACUGGACUUGAUUGGCGACGAGGACGAGCUAUGGAGUCCACAUGGCAUCCGCAGCUUGAGCCGCCAGGAUGAGCUCUACGGCACCGACGAGAACUACUGGCGAAGCCCAGUCUGGAUGAAUAUGAACUAUCUGAUCAUCAAGGAGCUAUACAACAUCGCCCAACAACCCGGCGCCCAACAAAAGCGCGCCGCAACCAUGUACAGCGCCCUCCGCAAGAACCUCGUCGACACAGUCUACAACUCCUUCCAAGAAACCGGCUUCGCAUGGGAGCAAUACAACCCCGAGACGGGCGCCGGGCAACGCACCCAGCAUUUCACUGGAUGGACGAGCUUGAUCGUCAAGAUCAUGGCGAUGCCGGAUCUCAGUGGCAAGAAGGGUCAUGAUGAGCUAUAG